GUGGGCGUGCGGGGGUUGGCAGCCCGCGCCGCCCGGCUUUUGUCAACAGUCACGGACGACGCAGGCAGCGCGGCGCCACCCAAGGCAGCACAUCGUCGUUGAAUGUGGCAUUGAAGCAAUUUGCACGUUGUGACGAGCUUUGGCGAUUCCUUUUGGCUCAUCCUGGACAGUCCUGUCCGUCCUCCAGCUCUCCCCCGCUUCACUGCUACGGCCUUCGUGUCGUCCCAUGGCUGCCAUAAAGCCCCGCAUUCACCGCGAUAGGAGUUCUCUCCAGCAAGAUGGUACUCAGCAGCGUAAAAAGAGACCGUCAAUGCACCACAGGAAGGGGAACUUAAAAGGCAGCUCACGAGAUCUCGCUGUCACAUUACUUCGACCCAAGGGUCAACGGAAGAAAGUGCUUCACUUGAAGAAGAAGUGUGUUGUUGGCAAGCGCUCUCUCUCACAGCUGAAAUCUCUUUCGGCAAAUCCAGAAAAACAGACGAAUGAAUGGCUGAAUAAUUUGAAUUGUGCAGUUUCUCAGCCUAAAGACAACCAGACCUGUAUAUCCUCAUCAGAAGACGCCUGUACAAAGACCAUUCACCCUGCAGAAGUGGAGCCAGAACCAGCAAGUUCUAGUGGGGAUUCUGACAUGCCCUCCACUCUGGAAGCCAGUUUCACUGACCAGCUUCCUGUCGAGCCAGAAAAGAGCUCAAGUGAAGAUUCUGAUAUGACAUCAACUCGCCAAGAGAGUUGUCAUAAACCCAUUGACACAGCAGCUACCCGAGUGCCGCUUCAUGAAAACCAAACUGGAUUGUCUGAUCCUGGAAAUGCCCUGCAGUCACCUGAAAACAAGCCAACAGCUUCAGACGCCACACCGAAGAAGCUAGGUUCAAAGAGCAAUAUAUCUCCACAGGAUCAAGAGCUGAAGGGUGUCUUCAAAACUCCAAUGACUGCUGCCAAAAAAAUCAAGCAGAGAAGAGUAUUCCGUAGGAAGGAAUUUUUGAAGUUCUAUUUUCGCAACUCUAACAGCGGCUUUCUUCAAGCCUUGAAGAAAUUUCAUAAUAAGAAGUUGGCUCAGAGUCUCAAACACAUCGGUACUAGUGGAGUUCAAUCUAAACAUCAGGAUGCUGUCAACAUGAAUGGCAGCAUUCAGAAAAGGGCUCCCUUGAAAAUUGUUGUGAAAGAAAGAUUGUCCUCAUCUGGUGUUGCCCGGUCACUUUGCCCUUCAACAGUCAAGCCUCAAGUGAUCACUCCAACUCCAUUGAAGAUGCUCAGUGGGUUAAAUUUGCCUAUCCACAAAUCCACUACUCACAGUGUAGUAUCAUGCCAAGCGCCUUUUGAAUCCCCAUUUGAAGCUUCUUCCUCUGAGAAAGAAGGCUGUCAUGAUGGAACCUCACUUCCCUCUACUCAUGAAAGUGAGGGGUGUCAGGCCUCAAGCCGGGAGGUUUGUUACAUAUUUGCCCUUCUUGACAGAGAAAAAGAAGAGACUUUGUUCAAAUGCUCUCCUCAUGUCAAAACAUCAAAGGUCCUGCAGCAAAUUGCUAGUGUAAUAGAUUCAAUUUCUGCAGAUGAAGACCUGAUGAUAUCAAAAAAAGUUUAUGCAACAGAUGAUGAUGAAUGCUUGAAGCAACCUUCCAGGAUUGAUCAGAGCACAUCCCCCAUUGCACUUCGUGCAGAGCCCAUUAGGGCAGGCUUCCAAGUCCAAGUUCCUCCUGCUGCUGAAGACGUGCCUAACUCAAGUGAAGAAGAAAAUUCAGAUGACAGCGGAUUGCAGUCUGACAUGGAAAGAAAGGAUAGAAUGCUGAAUGCAACCACAAAAGUUAUCAUAUCAAAAGCUCUCCUCAGCUUUACAUCAGAGCUGAAAGUACUAACUGAUGUCUCCAUUCGACUUUUAGGGUGGUGUGCUGGAACUAUUAGAGCUGAUCUUGAUUCCGAUUCCUUUGAGGAUGAGUUCGAAGGUUUCUUAUGCCACUGCCAUGACAAAGUCAGUAUUUUAAUUGAGUGCCUACAUGAAUUGGACUUGCGUCAAAUCCUGAAUGUUGAUGAAGCUGAAGUGCAUCGGUUUUGGCUACUCCAUGAUGCAUUGAGGUGCAUGUUGCAAGCUUAUAGAUACAUUCAAAGUUCAUCAGCCACUGGCUAUUUAAGCCAGAAGUUAUUAUCUUUGUUGAUGACUUGUUCUAAAACAAUGUUGCCCAGUGGGAGCAUCUCUCUCACCAGGUGGUUGUCUUUGAUGACUAUGAUUAGUGGAAUAAGCACAAAGCUGUGGGAAGCUAGGCUUCUGUCCAAUGCUUGUUUGUGUUAUCAGCACUUUGAAUCUUUGCGGAAAGGCAGAUCUUGUCGAGUGUGUGAUCUUCAAUGCUUUUUUAAAGAAGUGUGCCAGACUGAGCCAUCGGAUCCGAAGAGCGUGAAUGCAAAAAGCUCUGCAGCAUGCGCGGCCAAGACUGCUGUUGAACAACUCUUCCCUAGAUUUUGUUGGUUUUUGAGUGAGAUAGAAGGUCUUUCUCAAGAAGAAUUCAUGACUGCCUUCCAGAAACAUGCAGUAGUCAAAUUUUCAUGUAAUCCUCAAAGUGCCCUGUAUCCCUGCGAUGCACACUUGUCAGGCAUUGCAUGCAACUGUUUUGCUGUAAGUACAGAUUUUGAAUCUCUCAGUGAGCAGCCUGAGGAGAGAACUGUAGGUGAAGGUGAAGCCAUUAAUGGUGGUUUGAGUGAUGUGCGCAAAGCACUGAAUGAAUCAUCUGACCAACAGAUUGUUCCAUUGUGUGAGAAAGGCAUAGAAGAGGAAACUCCUAAUGCUCAAUGUUCGAAAGAGAACUUGUCUUUGGGAGCCGGGCUGAAUACAGCUUCCCUAUCAAGUUCUAGAGGCUCAAAGGUCGUUGAAGUGACUCCAGAAAACUGUCAGAGUAGCAUUUGUUCUGAUGACACAGUUAUUGUAGAAUGCAAUGAUGAUGAAGUGGUAUUGUUACACGAAGGUUCGUCUGAAAGUCCAUCUGAAGACUUUUCACUCCACUUGCAGGAAUCCAGUAGCUUGGACCCUAAGAGCACUAGUGCCGCUCAACUUGACCAUAAUGGAAGUGAGGAUGACACUGCCACAACAGACAAUAUUGAGGGACCAAGUUGUAGUAUGCUUACAAACCCCCCUGAAAGUCCUCUUCAUUGUCGGGUUCCUCUGGCUAAUUCGAAAGUCAGUAGUCAGAAGGACAGUGAUAUUGAUACUAGCUUGAGUUUGUCCAGCAAUUCUUAUAUUGAUUAUACCCAUCCCAAAUUCCAAGUUGCUGAAUCCAAUAUCAAAACAACGAUUUUGGGUAAUGAUAGUGACAGUAUCUUGUCAGUUGUGGAUUCCCAAGGCUCAAGCAUGAAAACUUCAUCCACUGCAGAAGAAGAGCUCAUGAGAGAUGUCAGCUUUGGAGAUGACGAUGUCUUUGAAUCCAUCUCUUGUAACAUGAAAGAAAGUUCAAGCGUUUCCCCACAAAGGAGUUUGGAUUCUUCAUCAAUAGAUGAUGCCCAUUCCUCACAAGGAAUUGAAGACAAACGCACCCAGAGAUUGAAAAGUCCACCCCCCUUCCAAGUUGAAACAACACUAGAAGACACUGAUUCCUCUGUAGAAAUGCCUGCCUUUGGCCGGGUGGUUCAAAGCAGUGUGUCCUCAACCCAAGGGAAGGAUGUGGAAGUUAAAACAUUGAUUGGCAACAAAGGUAGUGCCAACUCAACCCAAACCAAAGAAGCUAACCAGAUUCAAAGGAUGAAAGAAGAGUGCAAAAGAAGGGUCCUUCGAGGUCUGCGGUCAAUGCAAGAUAUGGGGGUCAGUCCCCAACCAGAAGCAAAUGACUUGAGCCAAAGAAACAUUCGCACCAGAAGCCAACAAUCCUCCAGCAAAAGAGGUGAAGAGAGAAAGACCAGGAAGGAAACAUCAGAUGCUAAUCCGACUAUUCCUCACUCAAGUGUCUUACCAGAAAAGGUUGUAGGGGACCAACAGGGAGAGCCGAAAGAUGCAAAUAAUAUUCAUUCCAAUGGAUCAAUAAUGAAAAGAAAAGACAAGAAAGUGACAUUUAAUGACAUUCUUCAGUUUAAAGAGUUCACGGAUUCACCAUUAUUAGGAUAUGGGCGUUGUAAACGGAUGCCUGUAAACUUCACUGAUGUUCAAGAGAAAAUUGAAUCUCUUUUGACUGAAAUGUUUCCGUCAAGCUCAGGAAACUCAGAUGAUGAAGGUCCUUCAGCAAAAUCUAGAAAUGAGGAGAAAAAUAAAGAUGAUGGGGCUGAUGUUUUACCUGCCGUUGUGGAAAAAGACUCAGUGAAAACUCGAAAGCGGAAACUAAGUCUUCAGCAUUCUAAAGUUAAUGCUGUCAAGGAAAAUGAUGAAAAGCGAGCUACAGAGUCUUUCACCAAUGAAGUCUCGGAUAAACUGAAGCAAAACAGUCUGCUAGAUGAAAUGUAUAGGAAAACUUUUGACCCUGAGAAGAAUGAAGGUACUGAGUGUAGUUUGGUGCAAAGCAAGCCUCAACCAAGACCUAAGAGAACCAUGAAGGAUGUAGUGGAAGAUGAUGAUGACGAACUUACAGAAGACAAUAUGAAGAGUAAGAAUGCAAAGAAACUUCGAACCUUAAAGCCAAAGAAAUCAGAUGAUUCUGUGUCGCAGAAUAAAGUGACUCUUAGUACUCCAAUGACCAUUAAAAGCUGUCUGAAAAAGACAAUCAAGACUCAGACAGAAUCAGGUGUCUCAUCUAAUAUGAACCCAUCACAGAGUCAUAAAGAUGAGUUAGACAAGAUCGAGUUGGGAAAAAAGAACGAUGAAGAAUUUCAGGAUAUUCACCUGCGUGUUCAGCCAAAACAGGUGCAAAAAUUAGACUCUGACAGUGUCUCUGAACAGAGAUCUCAUCAAACGAACAGGAAAGAAACUCGGCGAAAGGUGAAGGAAAUGAAGGAAAAACUCUUGAGGGAAGAGCUCAAAUCAAUGACUGAGCAAGAAGAAGUGAGUCUCAAGUCAAAUAAUGACGAUGAUCAAAAUGCUGAAAAAGCGAAGUCAAAGAGGGGAAAGAAAGGCAAGAUGGAACCCACCAAAGUUUCUGUUUCUAGCAACACCUUGAGGGGUGGUAAUGUUGGAGAGAGAUCUGGUACAACUAACAAAAAGAAGGAGUCAAAGAGGUCUAAAUCUAACCUUGUGGAAGAUGUUCAAGGAAAAAACAAAGCUCAUGAUCUCAAUGUAUCAGACCCUGAAUGGAACAUGUAUCUUGUUGAUUUGAAAAAGAAAAUGCUUGACAACUAGUUAAUAUGUCCUUGUAAUUCCAAUUGUCUGCAUUCUGUUUAAAAGUGUGUUUUAUUUCAUUUUUGUA
This is a messenger RNA of Thrips palmi, 5306 nucleotides long. RefSeq lists its product as uncharacterized. NCBI's taxonomy places the organism in Eukaryota, Metazoa, Arthropoda, Insecta, Thysanoptera, Thripidae. The record is from RefSeq and is a predicted model, not a curated record. Bases 227 to 5239 code for a protein of 1670 amino acids. The transcript is spliced from 6 exons.